Sorex araneus (European shrew) is the source of this 1720-nucleotide messenger RNA. It is a transcript of the gene SERPINB10, whose product is annotated as serpin family B member 10. Gene Ontology annotation, biological process: negative regulation of endopeptidase activity. The record is from RefSeq and is a predicted model, not a curated record. Gene Ontology annotation, molecular function: serine-type endopeptidase inhibitor activity. The transcript has 7 exons. Lineage: Eukaryota; Metazoa; Chordata; Mammalia; Eulipotyphla; Soricidae. The coding region runs from base 1 to 1194 and encodes 397 amino acids.
AUGGACUCCCUAGCAAACUCAAUCAACCAAUUUGCCCUGGAGUUCAGCAAAAAACUGGCUGAAACUGAUGAGGGUAAAAAUAUCUUCUUCUCCCCUUGGGGCAUCUCAACUACCUUGGCCAUGGUAUAUUUGGGCACCAAAGGUACCACUGCAACCCAGAUGGCCCAGGUACUUCAAUUUGAUACAGAUCAGGAUGUCAAAUCUUCUCCUGAAAAUGAAAAGAAAAGAAAAGUGGAUCUCAACUCAGACCAGGUUGGAGAAAUACAUUUUGGCUUCCAGAAACUAAUUUCAGAAAUCAACAAUCCCAGCAACACCUACAUUCUUAAAACAGCCAACGGGAUCUAUGGGGAGAAAACAUACCCAUUUCACAACAAAUAUAUAGAAGACAUAAAAACAUAUUUUGGUGCAAAACCGCAGUCUGUGAACUUCGUGGAAGAUUCUGACCAGAUCAGAAAAGACAUCAACUCUUGGGUUGAAAGUCAGACGGAGGGUAAAAUCCCGAAUCUCUUACCUGAUGAUGCUGUGGAUUCUGCAACCAAAAUGGUUCUGGUGAAUGCCCUUUAUUUUAAAGGACUUUGGGAACAUCAAUUCUCAGUCCAAGACACCACAGAGAAACCCUUCAGAAUCAACAAGACUUCAAGCAAACCAGUGCAAAUGAUGUCGAUGAAAAAAAACCUUGAAGUUUUUCACAUAGAAAAGCCACAAGCCACGGGCCUUCGACUUGACUACAAGAACCGGGAUCUCAGCUUGCUCCUAAUACUGCCAGAAGAUGUCUGUGGGCUGGACCAGCUGGAGAAGGCCAUCACGUAUGAUCAGCUGAGUGAGUGGACCAGCGAAGACAUGAUGGAGAUGUACACCGUCGAACUUCAUCUUCCCAAGUUCAAGCUGGAACAGUCUUAUGACCUCAAGACAACCUUAGCCAGUAUGGGCAUGAGUGAUGCCUUUAACCAGAGCAAAGCUGAUUUCUCGGGCAUGUCCGAUGAAAGAAACUUAUAUUUGUCCAAUGUCUUCCACAAGUCUUUUGUGGAAAUAAAUGAACAAGGUACAGAGGCUGCAGCUGGCUCUGCGAGUGAGAUUAGUGUACGAAUUAAACUCCCCACCAUUGAAAUCAAUGCAGACCACCCAUUUAUCUUCUUCAUCAGGCACAAUAAAACCAAUAGUAUUCUCUUUUAUGGGAGGUUCUGCUCACCUUAGAUCCCAGAUCUAUCUUAUCAGACAAGACCAUUUAUAGUGUAAGCCAUGUUCAUCAGACUGAAAAUAAAACAAACCCACAAUUUAUAAAAAACAGUUGGUAGACUUUUUCACAUUUAAACAUCAGCAAGUGCAUAUACAUUGCUUUACUUGUAGUGAUUUUAUCUAAUAUAAGUAGCCAGAGAACAUGGAAAAUUUAAUUUUUAUUCUUAAAUUUUUUAAUGUGAUUUUUGUUUUAGUUUUAGAAAUUACAUUGCUCUUUGUGAUGCCAAGUGAUGCUGUGGUUCCCUGGUAUUAUCAUUGUCAUUUAAGGUUCACAUUCAUCAACUCUAUUAAAAGGCUAUCAGGACAAACAAGAAUUUUCCCAAGAAUAAUAUUUUGAUGGUUCAUAAAGUACUAAAAUUAAUCACUCUCCUUUUCUAUUUUGAUAGUGGAAAAUGAAAAAGCUAUAAAGAUCUGAAUAAAAUCUAGAAUUUAGUAGCAAUUUAGUAAUGUUGGCUUCUUAGUUUUUAAAGAAUAUAUCCUAGUA